CAAUCCCUAAAAGAGUAAUCAAAGAGAGAUAUGGAGCCGAUCAAUAUUCUUAGUAGUAGCAAUAGCACUACUACUACUACUAUCCAUUAUUUGAGCGUUCCAUUUGGAGUCCUCUUCUUCUCCAUACUGAUCUACUACUACACGUUCACAACUCCAAGGACAAAACUCCCUCCAGGGUCGAUGGGCCUUCCGAUCAUCGGAGAGACUCUUCAGUUCUUCGCUCCUUACACCUCCGACGACAUCUCGCCUUUCAUCAGCAAAAGGGUACAAAGGUACGGCCCGGUGUUCAAGACGAGACUUAUCGGGAAGCCGGUUAUUGUGUCCACGGACGUAGAUGUCAACCGCUUGGUGCUGAAUCAAGAAAGGGACGGCCGGGAAGAGAUGUUGUUCAAGCCGUGGUACUCCGACAGCUUCAACGAGAUCAUGGGCAACGACAGCCUGCUGGCUUUCGAGGGCUCGGCCCACAAGUACAUGAGGAACUUGGUGCUCGAAGGGUUCGGACCGGAGCGCCUCAAAACCCUCCUCGCCGACGUGGAACGACACACCGUCCGACACAUUCACUCCUGGUCGUUGAAACCUAGCAUUGAUUUGAAAGAAGCGGCUUCCACGAUGAUUCAUAGCUUUACGGUCGAGAAGGUGUUCAGCAUGAAUACCGACGACGACACCGAGCCACUAGUGAGAGAAUUCAAACGAUGUUACGACGAUUUUCUCCACGGGUUGAUCUCCUUCCCCAUCUACAUUCCGGGCACUUCUUAUUGGAAGUGUAUGAAAGGACGAAAGGGCGCAUUGAACAUUAUUAAGAGGUUGAUGGAUCAAAGGCGAGAAUCCCCACACGAGGAAUUCAAAGAGAGGGAUUAUCUCGACUUUAUGAUAGCAGAAAUGAAGAAAGAUGGAAGCCCUUUAACCGAGAAGGUCGCCAUUGAUUUGCUCUUCUUGCUUCCUUUCGCAACUUUCGAAUCCACUUCCUCUACCAUUGUGACGGCUUGUCACUACUUGAGCAAGCAUCCCGCGGCACUCCAAGAACUUACCAGAGAACAUGAAGCCAUUCUGAGAGGGAGAGAAGGGAGUGAAUCUGGAGGAAUCAGUUGGAAAGAGUACAAAUCAAUGACUUUUACCCACAUGGUUAUUAACGAGACCUUAAGGCUUACAAAUAUAGUCCCUGGAAUUUUCAGGAAGGCGGUCAAGGAUGUUGAAGUGAAUGGAUAUUUGAUUCCAGCUGGAUGGACGGUGAUGGUUUAUCCGGCUUCGGUUCAUCUCAACCCCAAAGUAUACGAAGAUCCUUUGAGCUUCAAUCCAUGGAGAUGGAAGGGCCAGCAGCUGCAUUCAGGAUCGCAGAAUUUCAUGGUGUUUGGUGGUGGGGUUAGACUCUGUGCUGGAGCAGAUUUCGUCAAGGUUCAACUGGCCAUCAUUUUUCACCACAUCGUCACUAAAUACAGGUGGGAUGUGAUCAAGGGAAAGGAAGCAGUUCGAUACCCCGGAUUAAUAUUUCCAGAGGGCUUCCAUAUCAACAUCUCUGAGAAGAACGUACGUGGAACCAGCUCAGAAGUAACAGCCGGGAGAAGAUAAAUACUAUAGCAAGCUACUGUGCAAUGGAGAUUGUAAAACUCUAUUAAAGAUUGUAUCGAAUAAGUUAUCGUGUGGUAGGGCAUCUUUGUGUUUCAAUCGUAUAAACAGUUUUCAUGUCAGUCUGACACUCUCAAAACGAGUUUUCAUAUUUUACCUAAACUUAAUUAACAAUCGGGUGAAAAAAAUAAAUUUGCUACUGCAAACAGAGAUGGUAAAAUCCUAUCAUCGAAGAUUGUAUCGAAUAAGUUAGUGAUAGGAUAUUAUUAUGAUUAAUAUUGUGAAUUAAUUGUGUAAUUGUACAAACUUAUACCAUUAAGUGGUUUUCUUAUCAGACCGUGACAGCACGGUGUGAUUUUGCAAAACUCUCAAAAUGGACUGAUUAAAGCCGUUUAUUUUUAUGUCAAACUAAAAGUAAAUGCGUGUGAAGUAAACGGUUUCUUGUGAAAUUUGAGAUUAUAUUCUCCUUGAUCCUGGAAUCUAUAUGAGCCUGAAUGUUGCCAAGGAUCAAGACGUGUGUCUAUGUGUAACCAUUUCUUAAUGGUUAAUUGGUUUGUUUAUAUAUUAUUAGUCUCCUUCAAUUUUUUAUAUUCCAUAAUAGCGGAUCUGGGAGUAAUAAGGGUUACUGCCAGAUUUAAUGGCCAAUAUCUCUUUCAUAUUAAGUUGGAAUUAAAAAAAUUAAAAAAUAAGCUUAAUCGUAUUUUUCAAAAUAAUAUUCAUUUGAUAUAUUUUGGAACAAAUCAUUUCAAGUCAUCCAUUACACGUCUAUAUCAUAGUGGUAAUUCUUGGUAGUACAUUUAGAAUGAAUAUAUCAUAAUAGGAAUAUAUACUAACUACCAUUUAUCACUUUUCACUAUCAUCUAUCAAUAGUUACCUCCCUAUACUAGGGUGGUAUAUUUGGUCUGUAUACUAUUUUCAUAUAUAUGUAAGUCACAAUAGAUCACGAUUUAAUCAGUUUUUCUGUGCAAAAGUUUUCAAAUUUUAAGUUGAAAACGAAUGUGUUAAUGAGUGAUAACUGGAGAUAUAGGAUAGUAAUGGGUGCUAUGAAAAAUUUUCUCAAAAUAUAUAGAUAAUUAAUAUCAUUUACAAAUCACAAUGAACUCGUUUCAUCUGUGCAAAAGAUUUCAAAAUCCAAGUUAAACAAAGAAUAUAAAUUGAUUAAAAAAGAGAGACAAUAAAAAGUAUUUAAAUCUCAACUUUUAGAUCUGGCCCCACUCGAAAUCAAUGGGCAGUUUGGUCAUAAACAGUACAAACUACAACGACAAAACAUACAAACAAAUUUACAAACAUUACAGACGUAUGAACUGUACAAACAAUACAAACUGGACCGACAAACAAUACAAACCGUACAAAAAAGGAAAAACAACCGGGUUGACUUUGGAGGCUCCAUCCCUAUAUAGAGGGCUCCGUGUCAAAGUCAACCCGAUUUUUUUUUUAGACAUACAAACAUUACGAACAUGGUGGACAAAAAUGACAAACUAGACAUACAAUCCAUACAAACUGGAAAAAAAACACCCGGUUAACUUUGGAGGCUUUAUCCUUAUAUAGAGGAGUUUCAUCCAAAAGUCAACAAGGUUGUUUUUUAGACAAAAAAUUGUAAACAUGGUUGACAAAAAAUGAUAAACAUGGUGCACAAAAAUAACAAAGUUUACAAACAUUA
Linum trigynum is the source of this 3223-nucleotide messenger RNA. The record is from the annotation of a GenBank genome assembly. NCBI's taxonomy places the organism in Eukaryota, Viridiplantae, Streptophyta, Magnoliopsida, Malpighiales, Linaceae.